AGUGUCCAAACAUCUCAUGCACCGCCCGGAGACGAAGCUGUGACUCUAACACUAAGGGACGGUUCUCGAUCCUGGGUCUGUGACGAUAAGCUGGGGUAUAAAACCAGCACAGGCUGGCUCACCGCUCUCCAGCUUUUCGCUGCCCCAGAGUCUUCUCUUCCUUUCUGCCGUACAUUUGUUUACUGUGCUAUAGUGAUAAAUGGAGUCCCAACUUACCCUCGUCGACAUCCCCGAACUUAAGCAAGCUACCCAAAAUACCCCGCUGUUCGCAAGCACUGUGCUGCAGUUCACGCGGAAUUGCACUCAUAACACUACGAUCACAAUUAACGGGCAGCCGUCAAAGCACUACGCCGUGCACUCGGACAAGUAUGCGACGACGACCCGUGUCACCCGCAUCGUAGACGGGAGCGGCCCCGUCAGCGUGGGAGUCAUCCAGCGACGCAAUCUCCUACCUGACCACCUCACUGUAGGCGGUGCCGAUAUUCAAUUGAAUCAGUGGCUGGAGGUACCGCUGUUGCACACUCUCCCGGCAAGGAUGCAUGUGCACGGCUCGAGAUACACCUGGUGGUCUUUGAGCUGGAACCAGUUGGCUCUGUACGCCGACGACAAGCCAUCCGCAAAUCCAAUAGCAUGGCUCGACCGUGCGCGCGUCAAACAACCUGUCAACGGACAGCACAUCUGGCUGCCGCCCAUGAUAUCGAUGCAUGAAGACGCGGAGGAGAUGGCAGAUGAGAUCGUGCUGGCGGUGGUCAUCCUAGAGCAUAGGCUGCGCAUGGCGGACAAGGCGCGUGCCACGCAGAUAGCGUCGGUCAGCGGUGGACAUCUCGCGAGCAUUGCUUCGCAGACGGCAAUAGUGUUUGGAUAGUUUGUACCUUGUAUUGGACAAGGGUGCUGGCCGCCUGCCGUUGUAUACUGACUAGUGUACUUACGUGUACUCUACAUCGAGCCUGUUAAUUACCGUAUCG
This is a messenger RNA of Phanerochaete carnosa HHB-10118-sp, 965 nucleotides long. RefSeq lists its product as uncharacterized. Bases 200 to 865 code for a protein of 221 amino acids. The record is from RefSeq and is a predicted model, not a curated record. Lineage: Eukaryota; Fungi; Basidiomycota; Agaricomycetes; Polyporales; Phanerochaetaceae. The transcript has 3 exons.